CACCUCUCCGUGACGUGUUUUGACUGCGGAAGGACCCUCGUGACGGCAGCUCGUCGUUAGCUUCAUGGAGGGUCAAACUGUGUGAAUCAAACUUUAUCCAACUGAUAUCAGAGUCAUCUGACGCUAAACACCGCUUUCAGCCGGGCCGAGCGGUCUGACAGCUGCCCUUCAUUCACUUUGCUGCAACUACUGAGAGGGAACCAUGUUUCUCUAUAACAUCACUCUGCAGCGUGCCACAGGCAUCUCACAUGCCAUCCAUGGGAACUUCUCAGGAACCAAGAUGCAGGAGAUUGUCGUCUCAAGGGGGAAGAUCUUGGAGUUACUGAGGCCGGAUGCGAACACUGGAAAGGUGCACACUCUCCUCACAGUCGAAGUGUUUGGCAUCAUAAGAUCACUGAUGGCCUUCAGACUCACUGGAGGAACCAAAGAUUAUAUUGUCGUGGGAAGCGACAGCGGUCGUAUCGUCAUCUUGGAGUACCAUCCAUCCAAAAACAUGUUUGAGAAGAUCCAUCAGGAGACGUUUGGGAAGAGCGGCUGCCGACGCAUCGUUCCUGGACAGUUCCUCGCCGUAGACCCAAAGGGCAGAGCUGUGAUGAUAGGGGCCAUAGAGAAACAGAAGCUGGUUUAUAUUCUGAACAGAGACGCAGCUGCCAGACUGACCAUCUCCUCCCCGCUGGAAGCUCAUAAAGCCAACACGUUGGUCUACCACGUGGUUGGAGUCGAUGUCGGCUUUGAAAAUCCAAUGUUCGCCUGUUUGGAAAUGGACUACGAGGAAGCUGACAACGAUCCAACAGGAGAAGCAGCGGCCAACACGCAGCAGACGCUCACCUUUUACGAGCUGGAUCUCGGCUUGAAUCACGUGGUCCGCAAGUACAGCGAAGCUUUGGAGGAGCAUGGAAAUUUCCUCAUCACAGUUCCCGGUGGUUCAGACGGCCCCAGCGGAGUUUUAAUCUGCUCUGAAAACUACAUCACGUACAAGAACUUUGGAGAUCAGCCUGACAUCCGCUGCCCCAUCCCUCGACGCAGAAACGAUCUGGAUGACCCAGAGCGUGGCAUGAUAUUCGUCUGCUCCGCAACCCACAAGACCAAGUCCAUGUUCUUUUUCCUGGCCCAGACCGAGCAGGGCGACAUCUUCAAGGUCACUCUGGAGACAGAUGAAGAAAUGGUCACAGAGAUCCGACUGAAGUACUUUGACACGAUCCCUGUGGCUGCAGCCAUGUGUGUUCUGAAGACCGGCUUCUUGUUUGUGUCUUCAGAGUUUGGAAACCAUUACUUGUACCAAAUCGCUCACCUGGGUGAUGACGAUGAGGAGCCAGAGUUUUCCUCUGCAAUGCCGCUGGAAGAGGGCGACACCUUCUUCUUCCAGCCUCGCCCGCUCAAAAACCUCGUGCUGGUGGACGAGCUGGAGAACCUUUCGCCCAUCAUGUCCUGUCAGAUUGCAGAUUUGGCCAAUGAAGACACGCCUCAGCUGUAUGUGUGUUGUGGUCGAGGACCCAGGUCUACUCUGAGGGUGCUUCGGCACGGACUGGAGGUGUCUGAGAUGGCUGUGUCUGAACUGCCCGGUAACCCCAACGCCGUGUGGACGGUGCGCAGACAUGUAGAAGAUGAAUUCGACGCCUACAUUAUUGUGUCUUUCGUCAACGCCACGCUGGUCCUGUCCAUCGGGGAGACCGUGGAGGAAGUGACGGACUCCGGGUUUCUGGGUACGACGCCCACCCUGUCCUGCUCUCUGCUCGGUGAAGACGCCCUCGUCCAGGUUUACCCGGACGGUAUCCGACACAUCCGAGCAGACAAGCGUGUGAAUGAGUGGAAGACUCCUGGCAAGAAAACCAUCGUCCGCUGCGCCGUGAACCAGCGACAAGUGGUGAUCGCCCUGACGGGAGGAGAGCUGGUCUACUUCGAGAUGGAUCCGUCCGGACAGCUGAAUGAGUACACUGAGAGGAAGGAGAUGUCUGCAGACGUCGUCUGCAUGAGUCUGGCCAACGUUCCUCCCGGUGAACAACGCUCUCGGUUCUUGGCCGUCGGACUGGUCGACAACACCGUUCGAAUCAUCUCACUGGACCCUUCGGACUGCCUUCAGCCACUGAGCAUGCAGGCGCUGCCCGCCCAGCCAGAGAGUCUGUGCAUUGUUGAGAUGGGAGGCGUUGAGAAACAAGAUGAACUUGGGGAUAAAGGCACCAUCGGCUUCCUCUACCUCAACAUCGGCCUUCAGAACGGUGUGCUGCUCAGGACGGUGCUGGAUCCUGUAACCGGUGACCUGUCAGAUACCAGAACACGAUACCUGGGUUCACGACCUGUCAAGCUCUUCAGAGUCCGGAUGCAAGGACAGGAAGCGGUGUUGGCGAUGUCCAGUCGCUCCUGGCUCAGCUACUCGUACCAGUCUCGCUUCCAUCUGACCCCUCUGUCCUAUGAGACUCUGGAGUACGCCUCGGGCUUCGCCUCCGAGCAGUGCCCGGAAGGCAUCGUGGCCAUUUCCACCAACACACUGAGAAUCUUGGCUCUGGAGAAACUGGGAGCCGUCUUCAACCAGGUGGCCUUUCCUCUGCAGUACACUCCCAGGAAGUUCGUUAUUCACCCCGAGACCAACAACCUCAUCCUGAUUGAGACGGACCACAACGCCUACACCGAGGCCACCAAGGCUCAGAGGAAGCAGCAGAUGGCAGAGGAGAUGGUGGAGGCUGCUGGCGAGGACGAACGCGAGCUGGCCGCCGAGAUGGCCGCCGCGUUCCUCAACGAGAAUCUCCCAGAGGCCAUUUUCGGAGCGCCCAAAGCGGGAUCUGGACAGUGGGCCUCGCUGGUGCGGCUGGUCAACCCCAUACAGGGCUCCACUCUGGACCAGGUGCAGCUGGAGCAGAACGAAGCCGCUUUCAGUGUGGCAGUUUGUCGUUUCACCAACACGGGAGAUGAGUGGUACGUUCUGGUGGGCGUGGCCAGAGACAUGAUUCUCAACCCGAGGUCAGUCGCCGGCGGCUUCAUCUACACCUACCGGCUGGUUGGAGGAGGGGAGAAGCUGGAGUUUGUCCACAAGACUCCGGUGGAGGACGUCCCUCUGGCCAUCGCUCCGUUCCAGGGUCGAAUCCUGGUCGGGGUUGGAAAACUGCUGCGGAUCUACGACCUGGGGAAAAAGAAGCUGCUGCGCAAGUGUGAGAACAAGCACAUGCCCAACCUGGUGACGGGCAUCUACACCAUCGGUCAGCGUGUGAUCGUGUCGGACGUGCAGGAGAGUCUCUUCUGGAUCCGUUACAGGCGCAACGAGAACCAGCUCAUCAUCUUCGCCGACGACACGUACCCCCGCUGGGUGACCACCGCCUGCCUGCUGGAUUACGACACCAUGGCGUCGGCGGACAAGUUUGGAAACAUCAGCAUUGUGCGUCUUCCGCCCAACACCAGCGACGACGUGGAUGAAGAUCCCACAGGGAACAAGGCAUUGUGGGACCGAGGCCUUCUUAAUGGAGCGUCACAGAAGGCUGAGGUCAUCGUGAACUACCAUGUGGGGGAGACGGUGCUGUCGCUCCAGAAAACCACCCUGAUCCCCGGCGGCUCAGAGUCGCUGGUCUACACCACGCUGUCCGGGGGCAUCGGCAUCCUGGUGCCUUUCACCUCACAUGAGGAUCACGACUUCUUCCAGCAUUUAGAGAUGCACAUGCGCUCCGAGUUCCCUCCGCUGUGUGGCAGAGACCAUCUCAGCUUCCGGUCCUACUACUUCCCAGUCAAGAACGUGAUCGACGGAGACCUGUGCGAGCAGUUCAACAGCAUGGAUCCUCACAAGCAGAAGAGCGUGGCGGAGGAGCUGGACAGGACGCCGCCCGAGGUCUCGAAAAAGCUGGAGGACAUUCGCACGCGUUACGCCUUCUAAAUCUCCCAAAGCGACGAUCAUCACCAGCUUGACUGACUGUAUAUAUUUUCUCGGUGGGUCGUGUAUCUGUGUGUCCCGGCUUCGUGUGAUUGACAGUAGGGCCGUCUGUCCCAUGAUGCAUCACCAAGGCGUCCGUUUUUCACUAACCUGCAUUUAGAGUUAGAGCAGCGGGAGCGAGCAGCCACGCAGCGGCGCGCGGCGCAGCGCUUCAUGGCGGUGGCGUCUGUCUCACGCCCCCGAUGUGCCGCCUUCAGCGGCGACUCCGUCACACGGAAACAUGAAGACUCACCGUUUCAUCUUCACACACGUCUGAAUGUGUGAAGAAGAAGAAAAAAAAAACAAACUCGCACCCUUCAAGUUCAGAAGCAGGUUUUUUUUUAAAUGUAGAGAAGCCGCAGCGGAUUCGUCUUGUCAGCGGAUUUUAUUUUAUUGAGACUUCUUAGAUGACCCUCAGAGAGAAAGGCCUAGACCAUGAAUGAAGCUGGAAACGGCGAAUACUUUGUAAGAGCCUCAUUCACAAAGUUUAAUGUCAUCAAAAUGAAAAAAAAACAAAUGUUUUGUAUGGUUUGUUUUAAUGUGUAUCAAUUGGAUUUGUGUGUUUUGUAAUCUGCCGACCCGUCUUU
This is a messenger RNA of Salarias fasciatus (jewelled blenny), 4479 nucleotides long. RefSeq names its product splicing factor 3b, subunit 3 (gene sf3b3). The record is from RefSeq and is a predicted model, not a curated record. The transcript is spliced from 27 exons. Gene Ontology annotation, molecular function: nucleic acid binding; protein binding. Gene Ontology annotation, cellular component: nucleus. Bases 203 to 3856 code for a protein of 1217 amino acids. NCBI's taxonomy places the organism in Eukaryota, Metazoa, Chordata, Actinopteri, Blenniiformes, Blenniidae.